This is a messenger RNA of Blepharisma stoltei, 2526 nucleotides long. The record is from the annotation of a GenBank genome assembly. Lineage: Eukaryota; Ciliophora; Heterotrichea; Heterotrichida; Blepharismidae.
AUGAGUUCAAAACAGAACCUGAAUAAAAACUCCAAAAAAAGCCCUGGAACUAAUGAAGCCAACAACCAUAAAAUCAAAAUUGAAGCGCAUUUAGAUGGAAAUCUUGAAUCUCCAGAUCAGAAAUCCGUUGAAUACUCAGUCCUGUUUGUUGAUCCUCAUCCAAAUUUUAAUGACGAGUUAGACCUUUCCACCGCAGAUCCUGCUCAUUCCGACAAAGUCCAUGAAGACCUUCCUGAAGAAGUAUUUAAAGUAAAAAACCUUGACACUGGUGAAGAAGUUGACAUAAGAGAUGGGUAAUAAUAAAAUUGUGUUAUCAGAAUAAGUUAUAGAGCAAUUUAUUAUAUUACCAGUCAACCAAUCCAACUAUACUAGGCUACAACUCUGAGGAGGAUAAGCCCCUGGAACCUUGGGUAAUAAGUUUUCCAGACUUCUCUUUGACAGAGAGAGACUUAAGUGAAAUACACAAAGGAGACAAGGUCAAUCCUUCCUGCAAGGCUAUAGGCGUUUGGUAAGUAAAGUCUUGCUAAAACCUUCAAACGGCUGUUUGUCACAAUUCACACAAUAAAGGAAGAAAUUAAAAGUCUGCGGGUAGUGAAACAUAAUAAAUCCUAUUUAAGAUAAGUUAAAACAUAAGAGAUGAAAAUAGGGACUCUUUCACAGCUAAAUUCGCCAAACUGCUAGUAGUCGAAGAUUUUGAAGAAAUUGAAGACAUUUACAAACGGAAACGAAAAAUAAAUUCCUCUCUGUGGGAAGCAGUUCAGAGAAAUGACAUCAACAGAAUCAAAGAGCUUUUGGAUAGAGACACCUUUGGAGAUUUAAUUGCUCAAACCAAUACCAAAGGCCUUGACGACUGAACUGCUCUUCAUUUGGCAGCCUCAGAUGGCUUUCGAGAUGCCUGCGAAAUUUUGAUUCAAAAUGGGGAAAGCACAGAUAUUGAUGCAAAAACCUCAAUGUUGAGGACUCCUUUACAUUUAGCUUGCAUCCACGGACACUUGCCAGUUGUCAAACUUUUAGUGAGCCAAGGGGCUGAUAUUAAUGCUAUUGACAUUGAAAGAAGCACUCCGCUUUAUUACGCGUCUUUACAAGGGCAUCUUACUAUAGUAAAAUAUUUGUUGAGAAAAGAGCCUGAUAUUGGCAUAAAAAACCAUUUAGGAAUUACAGCUUGGGCUGUUGCAUUGAAUAUGCAAGUCUUCAAUGCAUUUACUGAGCAUUGUCAAAAGGAAAAACUUGUAAUGCCCGAGUCGUUAUAUGCCCGCACACCAUUUCAUACGGUUAUGCUGCAUAACUCAAGGACUGACUCAAUAAACAAAAUUUUAAUGAAAUGCAAACAUAUGCCAAGUGCUAAGGAUUUGCAGGCUUUUAAAGAGAGGCCAGCUCUCAGUAAAAAGAAAGCUGAAAUGCUGGGGCAGCUCAAAGAUGUGCUGCCUCCUUGUAAAGUAGGUCCGAAAGAUUUUAAAGGAAUUCUCCAGCUUGGGAGAGGAAGCUUUGGAGAAGUUUAUUUGGUUGAAAAAAUUGAUAGUGGUGAACAAUUUGCGCUGAAGGUGUUAAGGAAAGACAAGGUCUUUGAAAAUAACUUGGUGAGAUACGCUUUUACGGAAAGAAAUAUUUUGAUGAAAAUAUCGCAUCCAUAUAUUGUUAAAUUGAAUUAUGCCUUUGGGUUAAGUUGAUUUAUCUGAGGAAAAAAACAUUUUAUAGGAAAAAUUAUAAUUAUUUUUGAUAUUUUUUUAUAAAAAUUAAAAAUUUAGCUGCUUUUUAUAAAUAAUCCUUGUAUUAUAAUGAUAUGCCUUUCAAACUCCAGAAAAACUUGUUUUGGUCAUGGACUUUUGCCCAAAUGGCGACUUAGGGACACACUUAGCCAGAGAAAAGAAAUUUGACGAGCACAAAGCCAGAUUUUACAUUUCCGAGGUCCUACUAGCUCUACAAGAGCUUCAUAUGCAUGAUAUUAUUUUUAGAGACCUAAAGCCUGAAAACGUCGUUUUAGACAAAGACGGGCAUGCCAGAUUAACUGACUUCGGGCUUUCAAAAGAAGGUGUGCACGAAGGAGAGCUCAAUAAAUCCUUUUGUGGCUCAGUCGCAUACUUAGCCCCAGAAAUGCUGAGACGAGCAGGCCACACAAGGUCAGUUGAUUGGUAUUUAUUAGGAGUUUUACUAUAUGAAAUGAUCGUGGGGACGCCUCCAUAUUACUCAAAUAACCGUGAACAACUGUUCAAUAAUAUCCAAAGAGGAGUCUUAAAAAUCCCCAAAAGCUUAUCAGAAGAAGCAAAAGACUUAAUAAAAAGGCUUAUAAUUAGAGACCCAAAUAAAAGAUUGGGCGCUGGCAAACGAGAUGCUGAAGAAAUUAAAGAACACCCGUUUUUUCAAGAAAUAGAUUGAGGAGGAUUAAUGGUAAGAGCAGUCCCAGCUCCUCCUGUAAAGCCAAUAAGAAGAAUCCCUAAAGAGCAAUCUUUAGAAAAAAUGUUUGGGAGGCUAGACCAAGAUGAGCCUGCUCCAAGACUAGAUCAAUGGUCUAUUUUAAAGCCAAGCUAA